Messenger RNA from Gadus macrocephalus (Pacific cod), 11428 nucleotides. RefSeq lists its product as uncharacterized. Lineage: Eukaryota; Metazoa; Chordata; Actinopteri; Gadiformes; Gadidae. The transcript is spliced from 5 exons. The coding region runs from base 1898 to 6946 and encodes 1682 amino acids. The record is from RefSeq and is a predicted model, not a curated record.
GAGGCAGAGGGCACGCUGAGAGGGUACAAGAGACACAGACCCAAGCUAGUGCGUGGGAUAGAUGGAUAAAUAUUCUGUUUUGGAUAAAUGGAGAGGGAUGGAUAGAUGGAUAAUCUGAUACAUGAGAGAGAGAGAACGAGAAGAGAACGAGAGGGAGGGGAUUGAUGGAUUGAUCGAUAUUUAAGUUCUAAAAGAUAUAUCUAGAUAGAGAAAUAUAGAGAAGGAGGAAAUGAAGAGAGAAAGUAUGGACACAAGGAGAGGGACUGAAGAUGAUUUACUGAGAUAAAUUAGGCUUGAGGGACAGAGACAGUGAGGCAGAGCAGCUGAAUUGAAGAGGUGUGUGUGUGUGUGUGUGUGUGUGUGUGUGUGUGUGUGUGUGUGUGUGUGUGUGUGUGUGUGUGUGUGUGUGUGUGUGUGUGUGUGUGUGUGUGUGUGUGUGUGUGUGGGUUGGCAGAGAGAACAGGCUUGGGUAAAAAAAAAACACAACAGAAGGCAUGAUUCAGAGCAGAGAACUGAGAGAGACGAGAGAGAGAGAGCAGAGAACGUGAGAGAGAAAGGAAAGAGAGAGAGAGAGGAGAGAGAUAGCUUAAAGAGAGAGAGAGAGAGUGAAGAGAGAGAGAUAGAGAGAGCGUGGAGAGAGAGAGAGCGUAUUGAGAGGGAGAGAGAGAGAGAGAGAUAGAGUGGAGAUAGAGAGAGCGUAGAGAGAGAUAGAGAGAGAGCGUGUUGAGGGAGAGAGAGAGAGAGAGAGAGAGGGGAGAGGGGGAACAGAAUCACAUUCAGAUAGACGAAGAAAAACAACCCAAGGAUUGGUUUUUGUGAGGAUAUCGCCGCAUUAUUGCCAACGUCUUGGAUACAGAUAUAUAUAUAUAUAUAUAUACAGGCUAUCUGCUGGACCAGCUUAACGCCCAUGUCUUUUUUGAUGGGAAAUGUGGCAUUCGUAUGGAUGACGAUAUGGAGAGAUGGACAACAUUGACAGUUUCAAAAGAUUCUUAAAUGAGAACACUUUGAGGAUGAGAGAGAGAGAGAGAGAGAGAGAGAGAGAGAGAGAGAGAGAGAGAGAGAGAGAGAGAGAGAGAGAGAGAGAGAGAGAGAGAGAGAGAGAGAGAGAGAGAGAGAGAGAGAGAGAGAGAGAGAGAAGCAUAGAGAAUGCAGUGACUUGUGGGCAAACUAAAGACUUGUAGAAAGACAGAACAUUUGUAUAAAGACACAACACUUGUUGUGUGAACAUAACAGGAGUAAUAAUCCACUGCCAGAUGUAUCAGUCAAGUCAUUGGAAGCCAGAAAAACAUACAAGCAUAAAAACAGAAACGGCAGUCAUCAAUCAUACCCUUCUGUAUUCUUUCUGUCAUUCUGCCAGUCGGCUCUUGGCUACCCAUCUUGUGGCAGGUGGAUGAAAGUCUAUGUUGGCUGAAGACAAACAGUUUGAAAAUCAACAAUCAACAAUCAGAAUCCAUCCAAAUCCAUUCAAAGAAAGACGCUUUUGAGGGAGGGUAAUGAUCCCGUUGGAGCUGCUGGUGUAUUCUUGUUGAACUAUAACAAUGGACUUUCAUGCUUGUUUUUAUUGAAAUGUAAAGAAAAUAACAUUUUGGAUGGUGCAUUUAGCUUUUGCACUAAACUUCAAUAUUUUUUUCAGUACUGUACAGUUACAAUACAUUACAAAAAACCUGUACUUCAUAAUUUUUAAAAGAAAAUUAAGAUACUCAGAAAGUAGGAUAGAAAGGCUGACAUAGUUUGGACAGCAAAAUUGAGUAUUCAGGAAGUUAAAAAUUAGUUUUGCCAUUAGAACGAUUCAAAUGGAGUGGACGGUUGAUUAACUCAGUCAAUCUACGCUUCAAAGAUUCCACUCUUUAACGCUGCCCCUGCUGCCCCCUCCCACCGCCCACCCCCCCGGCCAACCAUGGGCAAACCUCUGAGUCGCCCUGGAUGUUUCCAGAAAAACUCCUGCUGCCGAGCAAAACAUGGAGUAGGCGAGGGGGGUGGGGUGAGAGGUGGGGGCGGGAGCAUCGUGGAGGGGGGCUAUGGAGACGGCUACGUCCCUCAGCGCUCCAUCUACGACACCAUGUGCCUUAACCAGCAGAUAGACAGCCAGCACCAGCUCCACCACAUCGGCGGCUCCAUGCGGGAGACCGGGGUGGAGGGAGCCUUCAGCUGCUCUGCCAGCAGCUCCCUCCGAGCAGGCCGGUCCCCAGGGGACAUGUUCGACCAGCAGCCGCGCUCGCUCACCCCCAAUCCCUCGUUUGUGCGGCGCUUGGACGAGAGGGCCAUUUAUGACUCCUUGAAGCUGGGGGUCCAGGAGGCCGACGGGGUCGACUGCCGCUCCCCGGGACGCUUUAAGCGCUCAGCCACUCCCUCAGUGUGUUCUUUCUCAGCUCCAGCCGUCUCCUCAUCCUCAUCCAAAAAGCACCACCAUCAACAACAACUACAACAACAACAACAGCAGAAACUACAACAACAACAGCAACAACAGCAGCAACAACAACAACAACAACAGCAACAACAGCAACAACAGCAACAACAACUACAACAACAGCAACAGCAGCAGCAGCAGCAUCAUCAUCAUCAUCACCAUGGAAACAGUGGAAAGAACAGGGACGGACGCCACUCAUGGAAAGUCAUCACCCCCCCAAAUCACAUGGACUGCCUCGAACUCACGUCGGAGGACAUGUUGGAUAGGGGUGGGGGGUAUCUGAACCCUGCCGCCUACCCUCCUGUAGGCAGCUCCUCGCUCGCCUCUCCUGUCGUUUCCCCCUUCACUGGUUCCCCUCACUCUUCAGGCUACCACACCCCCCACUUUUUCUCCCCAGCCAAACCUCGCCCUGUUCAGACACAGAGCUUGCGCUGUUCACCUCCGCACGUCACCCAGCCGAGACACUACUCUCAAACCCAGAGCCUCAGGAUGUCCCCAACACAUGAACUGAGCUACUCUCCCUACCGAGCCCCGCUGGUCCAACUGUCCGCUCGCGACCUCCAAGAGGAGAUGAGGGAACGGGCCUGGGCAGGCAGGGCCGAUCGAGAGCGGGAAAGAGAGUGGGAACGAGAGAGGGAAAGGGAGAUGGAGAGGGGAUGGGCUGAAAGGGAAUGGGAGAAGGAGAGGGAGAGGGGCAGGCUGGAGAGGGAGAGGGCUAGAGAGCGGGAGAGGAGGGACACUUCUGGAAGCAGUUUUGGAACUUUUGGCUACGGCCGAACGGCUCCGCUGUGUUCCGACAGGGACUCAGUGUUCCUAGAAUCCGACCAGAUGCACGAUACCACACCACUGCUGCCCCCCCAGCCGUCACUCUCCCCGUCACCUAAUGCUGCACCCAGGAUGGGAACAUGUGCUGUUGGAAGAAACCGAGCUGGCUCUAAAGUUGGACCAGAAACCAUGAGUGGAAGUGUGCGAUCAUCUAACAGUGGAGGUGGGGUUAGGCCCUGGUUAGGCGGUGAAAGUCGCCCUAGAAGUAUGGCAGAGACACCAUUCACGUCUGAAGCACACUUUGAUCACCGUCAUGAAUCUUGGAGUAAAAGUCAUAAUAGGGUGGACGAAAUAGAAAACCCGAAAGGAAGAAUUGAAUCCCAGUGUAAAAAAGGUCCAGAAAGAAGUUUAUCCGAAAGCAUAAAGCUAUCUGGGAUUAAGACGGAGAAUUCAUCUUCAUCUGCAAGUAAGGAAAAACACAGAAGCCGGUCUGCGGUUGGAAAGAGAACUGAAGAAGUGAAGGUAGACUGUGAACUGAGUGCUGAGGCUAGUACCUGUGCUGUGCAAAAGGUUGAAAACAAGGUUGAGCCUGAGUGCAAUGAAGACAAAAUAAUAAGAUUGGAUGCAAGGACUAAUGGGGAGAAUGAAUCUGUGAUUGUAGAUGUACAAAGACCUGAGCAGUUAGAUACAUUGCAGCACCCUUGUGGGUUGGCUGAUGUAGACGUAUGUGCAGACCAUGAAACAGCCAUUGCCAAAACUGAAACUAUUGUUGAAUCUAAGGUCGAGACUGCACCUAAGACUGAGCAUAGUUCCCAGUCAGGUAAAACAAAUCCAGACCUCAAUAGUGCAAGGCACAGGGAUGGAAGGGAGACCACUACUGUUGAUUGGGGUAAUCCAGAAUUUCUGCCAUAUGAAAAAGCUGAACAAAAGGUCAACAUGGGCAAAACUGGAUUUAUUGCUCCCAAACCAGAUUUUGAUAGCCAGAAGUUAUCUACCCCCAAACCCAACAGUAGAACUCGCCCUGGAACAGCUACAGGCCUCCGUCCAGGACUAGUCAGCCCCAAACUAGACAGCAGGUUCGGGGAGCAGGAUCCGGCAGCACCCCCAGAUGGCAUGGAGUCCACCUGGCCCCGGAGAGUCAUUGUCAGAAAGAGAACAGUUCGACAAGGCGGCGCACUGCACAACCUACCCAUCCUCCCACCACUCCCAUCUGUUCUCACUGCACUGGAGAAGAGGUUCCCACACCACCUCCCACGUCUAGCUCAUCAUUCUGAGACUCCUUUGACAAAUCUGAUUGGCGCAGUAGGGCGGUGCUCUUUAAAAGAACCCUCCCAUCUAGAGCUGGGUCUCUGUGCCACUGUAGUAAGCAGAGCGUCAUUGAAGGAACAAAACUUAGAGCAGUGGAGGGCCACCAAAGAGCAUAAUGAUCUCAGGAUGCAAAGCAGAAAUAAUAAGAAUCCAGAAGAGUCCACAGCGGAGAAGGAGGAAAAUAAGGUGAAACGUGUAGAGCAUGAUAAACUAAAAUCUAAAGAGGUGACUGGUAGUGCUCAGGGAGAAAAGCAUGACAAAAGCAAUAGCUAUCAAUGUGAGAAGAAUUAUGGUGUGGUCAAAGUAGAGCAUGUCAUAACAAAACAGGUAGAAUCAAGAGACAUUGCACAAGUAGAUAUCCAAGACAGUGUGAAUCAGGAGUACUUGUUAGCGUUAGAAGUAAAGGGGAACAAGGCAGAAGAAAGCACAAGCAAGGUGAUGCCUUCACAAGAGCAACCCAAACCAAAAGAAGAUAAGGUUGGCGGUAAACCAGAAGUCAGAAUAGAUGUAGAAGGAGAAUGGAUGGAAGAGAGGGAUGUUGGCGGGAUGGCCGGGGAGGUGGAGAGCUGGGAUGUGGUGCUGAAGAUGGUCAACACCAUUUGGGAGGAUGGCUGGGCCGGAGGCAGAGCUGCAGGGCCAGUGGAGGAAGGCGACACCGGCUCCAUAUCCGGUUCCUUGCAGCGUUGGCCUCUUCUCAGACCCCCUGCAGGCUUUGGGGGCUCCCACCCAUCGUCCUCGGCUGCUUCAGAGCUCAGCUUGACCGAGCUGGAAAGGAGGGCCAGGGAGCUGGACUCAGACCUCGAGCAUCUCGACCUGUCCCUGCCCCACAGGGAAGCAUACGGUCUGAUGCUUCCCAAGCCGCAGAAGGAAAGGACCGACAUGUACCAAACGCACCCGGGACCCCAAAGAGAGAAAGGUGCUUUUCUCACAGGUCUAGGGAGCAGGUCUCAGGUCCGUCUAGAGAUGGUUCCUACCAUUACAGAGAAGGUCAAUACGGACGUUGACACCAACUGGUCAGAGAAGUCUGAUGCUGGGGCACCUACCAUAGGCAUCAGCUCCACUAAAGAGGACAGCUCUCCAGACUCAAACCUUACCUUAGAGUCGGAUUCCAGCGGCGUCUUCCUUUCCAUGUCCAAUCAGAGCCAAGACGAGAUGGGCUCUGACAGCGAUCAGCCAAUGAGUGGUUCCGACUUGGGCAGCAGCAGCACAUCAUUCGACAGAGAUGGGGAAGAGGCGGGUGCAAAAGAGUGGGGACGUGAGGAGAGUGCUGAGCUGGACUGGUGCUACCCUUCACUCCUCGACCCCUCUUCACAUGAACAUACAGCAGAGGAAGGAAAUGGAGAUGAAAACAAAAACCCAAGAGAUAAAAAAAAAGAGACUGUAUCCAUUAAGACCUCAGUUCAGAUGUUCAGUUCAGUUUCGCUCCCAACAUCCCCUUCCAAACAACUAAUCAAACAAUUCCGCAAUCCCAAUCUACCAAUGAGAAGCUCGGGAUUAGAUUGUGGUGACUUGGAUCCCUUUAUCCAAUCAGAUAGCUUUGUUUACCUUGCAGUAUCCACAAGCUCCAGCCCCCAGGCUGAGAAAACCGAAGCCAUAGACAAACCCCCCCAUGGGGCCAUCCAAGUCAUCUCAAACCAGGAACCCAGCUUGCCCCGAGCUCACGAGGACUCCUCCCCCGCACAGAAGGCUGUCGUCAAGGUGACUCAUCUUGUGCCCCAGCGUCCAGAGGGAGAAGACUUCCUGUCCACGGAUAGUUUUGUUUACCUCGCUGCUCCAGCAUGUCUCUUACUGGGCCCAGAAGGAACUGCACCCUACGGUACAAGGGACUCUGAUUCGGACAGCUCUGGAUCUGGCGCCGCUGACAUGUCGGUGCUGGGCUGCGGAUCCCUGGCCGGGGACAGCGACUGGGACUCGGACGCUUCGGACUCUUACCCCCAUCGCCCUUCUUCCAGAGUCCCCGGGGCCAGCGACAGGCCUCCGUCUGGCCCCGUCCGUCCGAAACGCCACACUGAGCCCAGCUGGGACCUGUUCCAAGAUGUCACCGAGCCGGAAGUACUGACCGAACUGCUCGACGAAGAAGGCCACGAAGAAAGCGACGAAGAAGGCGAUGAAGACGGUGCCACCAGCGGCAGCAACAACCUUAACAACAAUGUCACCACGGUUACAGUUGCGGCUACAACUAUGGUAAUAACCACCCCCGGGUUUGUCAACGAGGUGACUCCCGAGCCAGCAGACGAGAUGGCGAAAGCCGUUGCGACGUUGGAGCAGGCGUCCACCACCAAGAAGGUGACAUGGCAGUUCAAGCCGGCGCAGAGAUCUGUGUGCACAGGAAGCAGGAAAGAGAAAGAACCAUCAAGGUCGUCAUCACUGAGGUACGCCGACCAGGGACCGGAAGAGGCGCACUGUCCCUUACCAUCGUCGCCCUCUUCUUCCUCCUCACCAUCCUCAUCAUCGUCCUCUGGUUGAGGUGCAGUACAGACACAGUUUUCCUGGUCUUACUAUUGGGUCUCAGUGUGUGUAGCGGUACGGGUGUAGGAUAUCAGAAUACACACAGGCUUAAGACCCUUAUAUUGAGUUCAAAAUGUUCCAACUCGGGGAUUGACAUUUUAACUCGCAUUGCUGCAAUAAAAGAAAAGUUUCAUAUUUGAGUAUACAAAGGCACUAAAUCUAAAAAAAAAUGAAAUUUGCUGAAACAAAUGCACCAACAAUAAAUUAGCCAACUGAAUAAGGAUUUAGCAUUAUUUUUUGCAUAAAGAUGGGUUUCAGAUUAUAUAUAGUACUAUGGUUUACUGCACUUGGGAAUAUAGGGAGAAUAUUCUUCGAGGUUGCUGUAAGAAAUGAUUUCCUUUAGCAUCCAGGAAUAAUAAGUUAGUGGAAAAUGAAGGGAAGGUUUAUUUCAGCAAAGGCUUUUCGUUUUUUGUUGUUAUGGCUAAUGCUAACUGUAAAGCUGGGCAACGUAGAUGGUUUAUAUUUAUGGUUCAUGGUUAUGGUAUAUGGUUUGUAUCAAUGUAAAUACACAUACAUUUAUAUUGCUGCUGCUAAUUCUGUUUGUACCACUUGGACAAUGGAUAGUCUACUUAAAUGCAGAAUGGGAUUCACAUUUAAGUUAAUACUUAAGGGACGGACGUAUCUAACUGAUGAUUGAUUUGACCCGAACGUCAUAAUAAUUUCAUCGACAAUGUUAACUUUAAGAAAAGGCUCCUUUUGUGGCAAAAAUAACAUAACAUUUUGUAUUUUGUAUCAUAUGAUCAGUUAUAUAUUAGCGAUUUUGAAUGUAUUACAUUUAUUAUACUCUAUCAGCUAAAUUCCACAUUUUAACCAUCCCAUGGCAUGCUACUUUAUGAUUGCUUUUAUAUAGCUGUUAGUGGGCACCUAAUACAGUACUUUCAGCCUUGGGGCAGAAUUACAGCCACUGCGAGCCAGUCUCACAAUGAGCUUCUCACAAACAUGCUGUUUUUUUAGAGGUGGAUCAAUGUGGAGGGUUGGGGUGUGGCCCUGAGCAGCUUGCGGCCACGGUACCAUGCGCUCGUGUUUACAGUGGCUGUAUCGCAAUGGCGAGGCGCACACAGCUAUUGGCCGUGUUCUGUAAAUAUUCUAGAACACUCCGGGUGCUCCGGCGGGAGUACUGGAGCUCUAUAUCUAAAUAAUAUCAUAUUAUACAUAGAUAUCUAUAUCAUAUAAUGUAUAUUAUCACUGCCAAAACUGUGUGCGCCUCCAGACGAUAUUAUGAAUCACAAACGUCUGCGUCGGGUUCUCUGAUGUCUCUGGUUCUUCCACUUCCCCAUCAAUCUGAAGUAGACUGAACCGCGACAUCGGGGAGAAAGGGAUCGUUGCCCACGAUUGUCUCCCACCGGAGCCCCGCUGCCGAGGCACUGGGCAGCGGGCAGCAGGGCUCCGGUUGGAGACAACCGCGGGCAACGAUCCCUUUCUCCUCCAUGUCGCGGUUCAUGUACUUCAGGGAGUCAAAGCCAAAGUUAAUUUCCCCCAAUUCUUUCUCAACCAUGGCUGAGAUAACCCACACUACGAGACUCGUUGUGUAAACACCAGAGACGUCAGAGAACCCGACGUGUUAUGCGCCAUAACACCAACAGCAGAACGGUUAUCCAAAUAACAAGUGUAAAACAUUUGCGUUACAGUCUGUGUAUUCACACACACACACACACACACACACGUGGUGCUCACCCGGUCAUAGCUCAUCGUCUCAUUGGCAGGCCGAAUUCUCUGGGUGGGCAAGGCAGAGAAAGGGGAGGUAACUUGGCACCCUAUGACGACAUAUGGGGCCACAUUCCAAAUCGGAGCAUCUGAGCUUUCAUUUUUCGGAGGCGGAGCAGGAUACCUAGUGCACGUUUUACACCUAACGCCAUUUCUAGCUACUGGGGGACCAUAGGCAGGCUAGGGGAACUCAUAUUAAUGUUAGAAAACCUCAUAUAGUCAAUUUUUUUUCAUGCCAUGGGACCUUUGAGAAGGAUGUUAAUACAUGUAUUAGUAGGCAGAGCAAUAUGACUGAAUACAACAUGUAUUUACAAGUAUAACCAAUCUGCAGAAGAGAAUGGGUCAUGCCUUCAAAUAAUGACUAAUAAUCCCUUUUAUACGAAUCAACUUAUAAUUUCUAUGAAACAUGCAAAAUCUUUAAACAAUAUUGGAGCAAGACAGGGUGUAUAAUUCAGUGUUGCGAAGAGCCUGCAUACAUGUUCUGUUGAAGCUGUGCUGAGAGAGAAAGGCUCUAAAUGAUGAAAAGGCUUUAAGGCAACGCUGCAACGGCAAGCUAGUGAUGGAAGGACAAGUGAAACACACGACUCGUAAAGUGCUGUGUUGAAGGACAUCUGUUUGUUAAGAGUUGUUAGCCUUAAUGUUGUUAGCCUUAUAAUGAAAUAUGUUGUUUCUCAGUUAUUCAAUAUGAUUGUUGAUAAUUUACUUUCAGUUGUUUAGCUAUCACUUAUAAAUCUAGUAUUAAUGCAUUAAUAAUGCAUUUUAAAGCAGUAUGUUUGCUGGUAUACUGGCUAUUAGCACAAAUAAGACAAACCCAGAGAGAUACCUGAAAACCACUCCCCUGCCUGGUCAUGAUGGCGUGAUUCAGAGAGGGAGUGCAACCUCUACAUUGGCACAAUAAUUCGGCAUUGUUACAGUUUGCAGCUGCUUUGCUUGCACCUCCCCCCCCCCCCCCCCCCCCCCCGCAACCUCCCCCAACAAUACUAGGCUUCACUACCAUAAUAAGCAUGUUUUCCAUAGACUAUCAUUGAUGGCAUUUUUAUGAUAUAUCAAGGCUUACAGGACUCAACAUGCAGAGUGUCCUUUAAAGGGCAUUGAGUUUGACAGUGUCAGUCCUUGGGUAUGAAUAUCUAAUUAUGAAAAUUCUUUAGUCUUCAAAUUACCUAUAUUAUUAUACAUUAAUGAUUUUAUUUUCCGAAGGAGAAUGUCUCUUUAUUGACAUUUAAAAACAAUAGUCAAGUGUGAUUUAAUACAAUUUUGGCCUACAUAUUGAUGUUAUACCGUCAUGUUGAAUAUAUCUAACAUUAGCAUUUUUACCAGAUUUGUGUACAGUAUAAAGACACAGCAAGACAAAGUAAUGUUUAUACAUAUUUAAGGAAGCAUGCCUCCCAGACUUGGGAUCUCUUUAUGAACUAACAGUGCAUUUAUCUUAAGCCACAAUUCAAACAUGUCGCCUUCAUUGUGGUUCAAUACCAGCUCAUGUUUAAAGAUGUCUGGCAUGUUAAAAUGGCUAAAUUAUCAAGAGUCACUGCUCAUUGUUUGAUUUAGCGCUUGAGUAAAGGCUGCAUAUGGAAAUUAUAAAAUAGAUGAAAUACAAAAUAUCUGUACAUGAUGUACCUCAUAAUACUCUUAUUUGAGUAUUUUUUUAAAGGUAUUUAAGUAAAAGUGAUGCAGCUUGAAAAUAAGUACAUUUUCAUAGAUUUCGUAAAAAAAAAAGGUAAUUGCUUUGAAUAUUGGAGUGGUUUACCUAUAGCACUACUUCUGAUAUUCUGUGUGUAAGUGUUAUUAGUUUAUUAAGCCAUUUGUAUUUCCUGCAGACACAGGCUACUUAUUUGUUAUAACCAAAAUAAUAACAGAAUGCAGAAUAACUCGAUAAUUUAAAAAACUUGUUCAUUUAUUUAUUUUAGCAAAAAGGUGUUUAUGAGACCAUCCAAAACUGACAUAAAUUUUUGCACAAAAAAAGGAUCCCCAUUCGAACACAUUAACAGAUGAAUUAAGACAUUUAUUUGGCUUGUAAUUGCCUACAACUGCAUCAAAUGACAGCACUGUCCAGUUUUACCACUGUUUUGCCAUCCAUAUAAUAAUAACCUGAAUAAUAAGAACUAUGGAAAAGAUUGGAAUUAGCAAACUAAAUAAAUAUUUUAAUUGCUAUUAGUUCGUCGCCUAUAGCACCUCAACACUUCAGCACUCUUUUCACCUAUGUUCAAAUUCCUAACCCAAAAAAUAAAUGCUAAAACAUGUUACUUUGCAAAAUCAUACGAUAGCCCUAAAAUAUGAUGUUUCCAUUGUUUUACAUAUUUAAACAUAUUUUUUUACCGGCAACGUUCCCAAACAACAUUCCCAAAAAAUAAUCUAUCCGUUUCUAUGGGUUAUAUUUUGAUGUUCAUGUAAAUUCUGUAAGAGAUAUGUGUCUAUUACGAAGUAGGACAGAGGGGAAAAUUUUUAAAGAAAAGUUUAUAAUCAAAGUGAACAGUUUCAGUGUGGCUUAUCUUGAUGGUAAAAUGUAGAUAACUGUCACUUAUUUGCAUCACUCAUUGUUCCUUAAUAUCAUUUACAGAGCCAUGUCAAUGAUAUUAUUGAGAAUGUAUUUCAACUCAUCAACUCAUCUCAAACAAUAAAUACAGAUAUUUUACCCUGCAUUGUCCUCUGAGGGAAAUAACAGUGUUUCACAUGCAGGGUUCAUGCAAAUAUAUUAUUAUUAAAAGCUGGAAUUUAUGUUAAUAAAUAUUUGUGGGUAAA